Molecule: messenger RNA, 1374 nt
Organism: Plodia interpunctella (Indianmeal moth)
Lineage: Eukaryota; Metazoa; Arthropoda; Insecta; Lepidoptera; Pyralidae
Exons: 2
Coding region: 129-1211 (360 amino acids)
Cellular component (GO): extracellular region
Source: RefSeq, a predicted model, not a curated record
UUAGUAACGGUACACUUUCCGUCAAAACUUAGUCAUUGGUCAUUCUUUUGUUUGCAUCACGAGAGUACAGUGUAUCGUUGGAUUGUGAACAAUAGUGUAAAAUAGUGGAAAGUAAAAUAAAAUUUUAAAUGUGUUGUAAAAUGAAGAGUAAAUUAUUCAGCUUCAAAUCAAAUGAGUUCGAAAAUGAAGCCCUUGAGGUCCACAACGAAUACAGAAGAGAGCAUGGCGUCGAACCUCUCGUCCUCAAUAAGGAAAUCUGCAAAGUCAGCCAGAAAUGGGCUGACGAACUAGCGAAACGAGACGAAAUGGCUUACAGCCUUAACAAACAUUAUGGAGAGAGCGUUUACUGUGGCUGGUCAUCAGAUCCGAACACGAAAAUACGAGCUAGAGAUUGUGUCGACAAAUGGUACAGUGAAAUCAACCAAUUCUCAUUUGGCAGAGAACCUGACGAGCUCAAAUCUGGACAUUUCACACAAAUCGUUUGGAGAGGGUCUAAAGAGUUGGGUAUAGGAUGCGCUAAAAGCAAAUCAGGAAAACUUUACGUAGUCGCAAAUUAUAGUCCUCCUGGUAAUUAUAACAAUCAAUUCACAAAAAAUGUGCCACCACCUGGAGCUAUGCAGUUCAGAAAAACACCUCACUCGGAAUCUCUGAAGAGAUCUAACAGUAACAUAGCACCUGCGUCACCUAAUCAAAGAAACAGUAAGAAUUUCACAGAACGAGCAACCGAUUUGGUAAAUAAAUUCAAAUCUGCGUCUAUAUCUGGAGAUCAAUUUGAAGAAGAAUGUCUGACAGCUCACAAUGAUUACAGAAGGAAGCACGGUGUUCCUCCUCUAAAACUGAACAAAAAGCUGUGCAAAUAUGCCGAAGAGUGGGCAAAAACUCUUACAAAAAGUGGCAAAAUGCAACAUAGGGACCAAGAUGAAUAUGGAGAGAAUAUAUUCUAUGCCUGGUCUUCUGAUCCUAACUUUGUAGUUUCUGGUAAAGACCCUGUCGAUAAAUGGUACAGCGAAAUAAAAGAUCACAAAUUUGGUAAGGAGCCUACUAAUUUGGGUACAGGACAUUUUACCCAAGUUGUUUGGGAAGAUACCCAAGAAGUAGGUGUAGGUAUAGCUAGAUCUAAAGAAGGACAAGUGUAUGUUGUAGCAAAUUACUUUCCUCCUGGCAACAUGGUUGGGAGUUUCUCUAAAAAGGUACAUCCUCCUGUAUAUUGAAAACAAUACAUUCCUUUUUCUACCAAAGAUAUUCCAAAUAAUUUUACUUUAGAUGUUAUGUUUUUAUUUUUACAAUACUGCUAACUUAUUUAUUAUAUUUAUUAAAUUACAUGUAAUGAUACUAACAAACAAAUAAAUUGACCAAAAUUGUUAUAUUUGUAAA